Messenger RNA from Psylliodes chrysocephalus, 3693 nucleotides. The record is from the annotation of a GenBank genome assembly. NCBI's taxonomy places the organism in Eukaryota, Metazoa, Arthropoda, Insecta, Coleoptera, Chrysomelidae.
UCAAAACUGACAGUACUGACACUGAUUUGUAAGGUGAUUUAAAAAAUAAAUUAUUUUCUAAAAAACAUACUUGUUAAGAAUAAGAAAUAUUCUAAAAUACAAAAUGACUAUAAGUGAGAAUGCAGAGGAUGAUUCAAUUAAUGAAGAAUCGAAAACGAAGACUGAUGAGGAUACCGACGAGGCUGAAAAAGCACUUUUAACCUCUUUUAUCCAAGAAAUUCAAGAAAAACAAACAUUGAAAAAAGAAUUAAGGGCAAAAAAUUUAAAUGCUUCUAAUAUAAGGCCAAGCGAUUCAUCUUUUAGUAAACUAGAUUCAAGCUUAAAGAAAAAUACAGCAUUUGUGAAGAAAAUUAAAAAUUUCUCUGCAGCCCAAGUUGAUAGUUAUGUUAAAGAUAUGUCUAGUUUAAAUUUAUCUAAGUAUAUAUCAGAAAUAGCAGCAGCUAUAGUAGAUUCUAAGCUUAAAAUGAGCGACGUGCCGGCAGCUGUGAAAUUAUGCAGCAUUUUACAUCAAACUUAUGCUGAAUUUUCACAACACCUUUUUGAAAAUUGGCAAAAAGCUUUGGCCAUUAAAGUAGGUGAAAAAAUUCCAAAUCCUAGCAAGUUACGUGUUGAUUUGAGAUUUUAUGCUGAUCUCUUGCAAGCUGGAGUAUUUUCAAAUAAAAACGCUCUCUCUUUACUUGGUUCUGUUUUGACUACUCUCAUUAAUAUGGAUAAAGAAGAGCACUUUAAUAUUGCCAUAAUAUUAAGUUUUUGUAGACAUUGUGGGGAUGAUUAUGCAGGUCUUGUGCCACGAAAAAUGAAAGAACUGUCUAUAAAAUACAAUAUAGAAAUACAAAAAAGUACUUUUCUGUCACCUGAAAAACAGCAAAAUGUUAGAACCCUCCUUAAAGACUAUUAUGUAUCAUUAAGUAAACACUUAGUAAAAGAUCACAUAGACAUGCAGAAUUUUGAAAAACAGAACCUGAGAAUCUUGCAAACCAAAGGUGAGUUAGCUCAAGAAAGAAAGGACAAACUUGAACAACUGCAAAGUGCUUGUGAGAAACUCCUAGCUAAUACUCAGAAUUAUUCUGAUAUUUUGGAUGAAGAUAUGCCAACUUUGAGAACACAAACUUUGCCAAAAGGAGAUGAAAAUAUGAUAAUAACUGGUUCAGGCACAGACUUAGAGGAUGGUGUUAAUAAUUUAGAAAGUAUAUGGUGUGAUGUGGAGACUCAAAAAUUCUACUGUGAUUUACCUGAACUGACUGUGUUUUUACCAACUGCUUUUUUGAAUAAAGGGCAAACUCCUCCUCCAGCAGAAAUCGUAACUGAGGAAGUUCUUGACAGUGAUUUACCCAUAGAGGAACUAGAAGAUGAUGGUAAAGCAGAAGAACCAGCCCCUGAAGAAGAAGUUGAAGAUGCUACAUCCACUACAGCUAGUAAUAAAAUAGUCCUAGAAGCAUUCUUAAACAAUCUACCUAAUUGUGUCAAUAGAGAGAUGAUAGAUAAUGCAGCAAUAGAUUUUCUUGUGACACUAAAUAAUAAACACAACCGCAAAAAAUUAGUCCGCACCUUAUUUGGAGUAAAUCGUACUAGACUGGAUUUGCUGCCAUUUUAUGCACGUUUUGUGGCAAUUUUACAUCCAGCCAUCCCAGAAGUAGGUACAGAAUUGUGCCAAAUGUUAAGGCAGGAUUUCAAAUACCACGUUAAGAAAAAAGAUCAGAUUAACAUUGAAUCUAAAAUCAAAGUUGUUAGGUUUAUUGGGGAACUCGUGAAAUUUAAACUAUAUUCAAAAAUAGAAGCAUUGUAUUGUCUUAAAGUUUUACUGCACGAUUUUUCCCAUCACAACAUAGAAAUGGCCUGCAAUUUACUUGAAGUGUGUGGUAGAUUUUUGUAUUGCAGUUCCGAUUCUUAUCCAAGAACUAAAGUAUAUUUAGAGCAAAUGAUGAGGAAGAAAGCUGUGAUGGCUUUUGAUUCUCGAUAUGUAACGCAAAUUGAAAAUGCUUAUUACUAUGUAAAUCCCCCAGAAGUGGUAACCAUAACUAAAAAAGAAAGGCCGGUUAUGCAUAAAUUUAUUAGAAAAUUGUUAUAUCAAGAUCUACAGAAGAAUAAUACUGAUAAAAUUAUGAGAUUAAUGAGAAAACUAGAUUGGGGAAAUGCAGAGAUAUCUGCUUAUGCCGUAAAAUGCUUGACAGGAGCACACAACCUUAAAUAUUUUAACAUAAGAUGUUUAGCCAAUCUUUUGGCAGGUCUCGUGGGUUAUCAAGAGGAAGUUGGUACUAAAGUAGUAGAUGGCGUUUUAGAAGAUAUUCGAUUAGGAAUGGAAAUAAACUUGCCAAAAUUUAACCAAAGAAGGAUAGCUCAAGUUAAAUAUCUUGGAGAGUUAUAUAACUACAGAAUGGUUGAAAGUUCAGAUGUGUUUAAGGUAUUAUAUUCAAUUAUAUCAUUUGGUGUUUCCAUGGAUCCAAAUGAGCCCUCACCUUUGGAUCCACCACAAAAUCUUUUCAGAAUUCGAUUAGCUUGUGUUCUCUUAGAAACUUGCGGUACAUACUUCAGUAGUGGUAACAGCAAAAGAAAAUUAGACUACUACUUAGCCUUUCUCCAAGCCUACUAUUGGAACAAGAAAAAAGCUUGGCAAGAGGGAUUUCCCCCGAUGCUUGAGCACAUUUUCAGGGAUACCCUAACUACUUUGAGGCCAAAGUUAAAACUUUGCCAGAACUAUGAAGAAGCUCUGGAAGAAUUGAAUAAUAUCAAAGUAACUUUGGGCAUUGAAAAACUGUUGGAAAUGGAUAACAGACAAACAGAUGAAGACGGUUUAGAUACAAUAGCAGAAACUGACAAUGAAGAGGGUGUUGAGGAAGAAACGUCAGAAGGGGUUACAGGACCUGUUACUGAUGAUACUGCUACUGAAGAUGAGAUUGUUGAUAAUACACAAGGAUCAGAUGAUGAAGGUGAAAAUAUGACAAGCGAAGCAGAACAGGAUCCGGUAUCCGAAUCUUUAGCAAUUCCAAGAGGUCCAAAGAAAGUUGAUUGUCCGGAAGACGAAGAUUUCCUCAAUGCUCUUGACAAGAUGGUGUCCGAAAAUAUUCAAGAACGAAUGAAAGAACCUGUUAAAGCUGGAAAUGUAGACAUUUCUGUGCCAGUAGUUUUAAAAUCUAACGUUAAGAGAACUUAUGAACAGUUACAGGAAGCUGCAAAUGAAAAUGAACAAGGGAAAAUCGGUUUUGUUCUCAUGGUACGCAAAGGCAACAAGCAACAAUACAAGCAAUUUGAAGCGGACGUCGAUUCUGAAUUAGCUCAAAAUCUAAGAGAUCAAGAACAAGUUCAAAAAGAAGAAAAGGAAAAAGUAAAACGAUUGACGUUGAACAUCACCGAAAGAUUUGAAGAAGAAGAUUAUCAGGAAAUGAUGCAACAACAAAGCAAACCCGUAACUCAAAAUUUAAACAGAGAACGGAAAAAAUACCAACAUCUUAAAGGUACUCCUGAUGCCGAUCUGAUUUUUGGACCCAAGAAAGUGCGGUAAUAGAAAAAAUACGAGGUGGAUUAUAGUCGGGAAUUUGACAGAAUAAAAACGUUUUUUAACGAAAGGGAUCGUUUAUGUAAUGUUGAAGAUUGUCUACAGAAUUUUUUAAGAGUUAAGUACUUAAAAGUUUUCUGGAUUGACGUUAUCUAGAAGUUUAUAAGAAUUCUGAGAAUAAAUUGACAGUUUGUUUCUUG